Messenger RNA from Rhinocladiella mackenziei CBS 650.93, 1638 nucleotides. RefSeq lists its product as uncharacterized. The coding region runs from base 1 to 1638 and encodes 545 amino acids. The transcript is spliced from 4 exons. The record is from RefSeq and is a predicted model, not a curated record. Lineage: Eukaryota; Fungi; Ascomycota; Eurotiomycetes; Chaetothyriales; Herpotrichiellaceae.
AUGGCGACGGCCGUCAACGAGUCUUCUCCGCUGCUACCACAGCACACAUCUUCUGGUGCUUCUCCCUCACGGCCGACUCAGCGGACUGUGACCUUUAACCCUUUGACAUCCGUCAGCUCCCAGUCUGGAGCGACAUCGUCAGGACCCUUGAGGCAUAUGCAGAGUUCCUCUCCUGCGUUGACAAACUCGGCACAACCAUCCCCCGAACAACAACCUAUGCUCAGUGCUUUCAACUCGAAAUUGCGACGGAGAAACAGCCAUGGAGCCCCACUGCCCACCACCCAGCCAUCCACUACGGCACCGAGAGCUGGCGCUCAGCGAACAACCAAGACCACCGAGAAAUUGAAGAUCUUGCCAAAUCCAGACAUCGGGGAGGAAGAGCCGGACGAGGAAAGCGGCAGAGAUGUAUAUGCGCAGUUUACAAGAAUCAAAGACCCAACAGCGAGAAGAGAUGCCGUCAGACUGGGAAAGGCCGACCGAGACCGACUACCUCGAGUUACGGCAUACUGUAUGGCACAGGGUUAUCGUGUUGAAGGUAUCAUGAAGUUCAUGAAAUCAAGAUCAAGGACAAGAGGGGCCAAUCCAAAGCUGUUUGACGAGUGCCUCUAUAGUCCAUAUGACUACGACCACCUGAAAAAACACGACAAGAACAAAGGUGAUGGAAGGAGUAACAGUCCGGUGCAAGAAAGAAUAGCAAGGGUCAUGGCAAGUCCAAGGAUAGGACCGGGAGAACGGAGGUACUCAGACAGCGCAGUGGAGGUGGAGGACAACAAAAAACAUCGAAGGGAUGACCUCAUUGACUUGCAAGAGGAAUUGGGACCACCGAGUACGGCGGCAGAAGGCCCGCAGCUCACUAUGACAGCAACCCAAUCCUCCCACGACCCGCGACACGCCGAGGGCGAUGAUAUGCACGAAAGGACAAAUUCCGAACUUUCGACCGUGGUACAUACAUCUGAAAUCUUCAUCUUCGAUUACGGCACUGUCGUGAUCUGGGGGAUGACUGUACAACAAGAACAAAGAUUUUUAAACGACAUGUCGAAAUUCAGCGACGCCCCAUUACCCGCGGAUAGCGUUCAAACAGAGAAUUUCAACUUUUACUACACGAAAGAAUACCAGGCACGAAUUUACAACGACUUCAUCAGCUUGCGGGAACCGCGGAACCACAUGAUCAAAUUGGCCAUCAGCCAUGCUCUGGCGCAGAGCGUCAAGACGAGUUUAUUUGAGGAUCUGGUCAGCGAGACGAUCGAAAGAACGAGUCCUCUUCCUGCGUUGAUCGCACAGACCGGGAGCGUCAAUCUGACGAGACGACAACUGAAUAUGCAGAUCGGAGAAUUAUUCAUUCUGAGAAUCAACAUCCAUCUACAGGGGAGUGUGCUGGACAGUCCAGAAUUGAUGUGGGCAGAACCACACCUGGAACCUGUGUACGCUGCUGUGAGGAGCUAUCUCGAGAUUGAACAGCGCGUCGGCCUUUUGACGGAAAGAUUGGAUGUGAUUGCUGACUUGCUUGCGAUAUUGAGAGAGCAAGGGAGCAGACGACAUGGCGAGGUGUUGGAAUGGAUCGUCAUUGUCCUCAUCGCUGCGGAAAUCUUGGUGGCCGCCAUCAAUAUUGUCGUCGAUCUCUACGCUGGAGUCGUCUGA